Molecule: messenger RNA, 1627 nt
Organism: Prosopis cineraria
Lineage: Eukaryota; Viridiplantae; Streptophyta; Magnoliopsida; Fabales; Fabaceae
Product: heavy metal-associated isoprenylated plant protein 35-like
Exons: 2
Coding region: 510-1409 (299 amino acids)
Molecular function (GO): metal ion binding
Source: RefSeq, a predicted model, not a curated record
UGAACUUGCAAAAAGAUGGAAACGAUGUGUUCUUCUGUCAUUGUCUCAUUAUGCUUUGAUGGCCAUCCUGGCCUGCGCACUUUGCUCCCCUGCGGAGUACAUAUUACAGAGUACAUUCUUGGCAUUUUCCCUUCUUUUUUUAAGCCCUUCUUCCUCUGCCUCUCUAUAAUUUCAAGCUUCCACUUGCUCCGGUCCUCGCCAUUCCUGCAACGUCGCUUACUUUCUCUUUCUCCAGUACAAUGGAUGCAAAAUCUGCUGAAGCUGCCUCUCAGACUUUGAAGUAUCAGACAUGGUUCUUGAAAGUUCCAAUCCACUGCGAAGGCUGCAGGAAGAAAGUCAAGAAAGUUCUGCAGAGAAUUGAUGGUACUAACACGCUAAGCUUAAACGGAAAACUCUUCUCCUCUUUUUGUCUGUUCUGGAUACGCUUCAACAGGGAAUUGACUUGAAAGUUCAACUCUUUCUUCAGUAUUAUACCUCUGCUUCGCUUCUUCCCUGUUUUUCCCCCAUGCAUGACUAGAUUAGUAGAUUUUCAAGCUCCUGACUUCUCCGAGUUAACCAAAAUCCUUAUUCGUAGUUUUCAUUCACAUGCAGUUUCUUUUUAUUAUGGUAACAAUAACAGAGAUUUCACUGAACCCGUUGCGUUUACAGGUGUUUUCACAACAACAAUUGACCAACAGCAACAGAAAGUAAUGGUCACCGGAAGUGUUGGCGUUGACCUCCUGAUCGGGAAGCUGAUCAAGGCGGGUAAACACGCUGAAAUUUGGCCCGAAAGUGUGGCCGGAAAGGGAAAAUCCUCAGGGAAAGCAAAGAAGAAAAACGAACAGAGAGAACCAGAAAACGUGGAAAACCAUUCCACUGAUAAAUCCGAAUUCAACCCCAACUCCGACAAAAGCAAGGGACUUGCAAGUGCAGCCAACUGUGAGAACAACAAAAGCAAAAGCAGCGACUCAAAAAUUGGCGCCAACACAACGGUUACUCCUCCGGCCGGUAACCAGACUCCAGCGGACGGCCAUAAAGGCGGAAGAAGCGGAGACGCUGCCAAGAAAAGUGGCGGAGGGGGCUCUGGCAAAAAGAAGAAAAAGAAAGCCGGUGGUGGUGUUAACAAUGGCCCGAAUUCAGUAUCUGCACCAGCACAUACUGAAUCCCAGACUCUCGGGCAAACGAAUCUCGGCCCGACACAUCAGCAAUCAUACCCGCACCCUGAAAACUACUAUCCUCCCAUGGCUUAUCUCGCGACUUAUAGAUCAUAUCCUAUAAGAAGGAUGGGUGGCCAUUCUUCCUACUAUGUUCCAUCAUCGCCCUACAUGCAAGCAGGCCUAGACCAUGAAAUUUAUCAGCUGCAAUUAGCACCGACGGUUUCCUUUGAGGUUUUCAGCGAUGAAAAUGCCAAUGGAUGCUCCAUUAUGUGAAUUGUGAAGGAUUGGGAGGGGAGAGAAAAUGGCCAGAGAUAGUUUUGGAGUGCUGAUUUUGUAACCUAGGGAAAUAGAAGUCGUGGGACAUUAUUAAGGGUUGAUUUUACACUUUCUUUAGGUUAUUCUGGUUCUGGACCGGUGUACAUGAUCUAGUCUUCCCUAUAACCGGAUCUCUAUCGACGUGUUUUAAUAUGGUAACUUUGACGUUCAUAUGA